UUACUAAGCAUCCGGUUGCAUCAUCCGUGACUGCGCCAAAGCCGAGCCAAAGCGACUUGAACUUCACCACGACCAACCAUGCCUCUCUUCAACCGCUCAAAGAAGCGUAGCGACUCCUCCGAAAAUGGCCAAGAUCAGAAUGGAGGGAAGAAGGAGAAAGGAAGCUGGAGGAAACCAGCAAAUACUGCGUUCAAACAGCAGCGUCUUAAGGCGUGGCAGCCUAUCUUGACGCCAAAAACUGUUCUCCCUACCCUGUUCAUUAUUGGGAUUAUCUUUGCACCGAUUGGCGGCUUGUUGGUGUGGGGCAGCAGCCUUGUGUCGGAAAUGACAUUCGACUAUACGACUUGCUGGAAUCUGACAAGUUCGACGUCGCCCAGCAGCCUCACCUUCACGGACAUGCCUUACACGUAUAGCCUACGAUCAUCAGACUCGGACAAAACGAUCACACCUCCCCAAUUCGCUUACUACUAUAAUGACACAGCACCAGAGGCCCAGAAACAUUCAUGCUACAUCAACUUCGACGUCGUAUCUGACCUGGCUGCCCCAGUAUUCCAGUAUUACAAGCUCACUAACUUCUACCAGAACAACCGUCGAUAUGUCCAGAGUUUGGAUACCUCUCAAUUGCAGGGUGACUAUGUCUCCGCGAGUACUCUCAGUGGCAGUAAUUGCCAGCCUCUUGGCUCCAAUGCAGACGGAAAGGCUAUCUACCCCUGCGGAUUGAUCGCUAACUCUGUUUUUAAUGACACUUUCUCUAACCUUACGUUUAUGGGUGACUCGUCAGGCAAUUCCAACUAUACUUUCACAUCUUCUGGCAUCGCCUGGCCUGGCGAGGCUAAGAAAUACAGCGCAACGUCAGGUUACACCAAUAACUUGGAUGAGGUUGUACCUCCUCCGAACUGGGCGCUGCGGUUCCCAAGCUACCCCAACGCUAGUUCCAUACCAAACCUGCAAGCGGACGAGCAUUUCCAAAACUGGAUGCGGACGUCAGGUUUGCCGACGUUUAGCAAGCUUUAUGGGCGCAACGAUACUGGGACCCUACUUGCGGGCCAAUAUCAAGUCCUUGUCUAUAUGAAUUAUCCGGUUCAGGGCUACAAGGGAACGAAAUCUCUCAUCAUUUCCACGGUGUCUUGGAUAGGUGGGAAGAACCCAUUCUUGGGUUGGGCGUACGUUGCAGCGUCGGCUGUCUUUGUGUUCCUUGCAUUAGCGGGCACUAUCCGACACGUUCUCAAGCCGAGACGUUUGGGAGAUAUGUCAUUGCUAUCUUGGAACCGAUAGAGCGUGUUGGAUUUCAUGAACACUCGUAUGUACUGGAGGCUGGCCGAUUUGACCCUGUAAUAUCAUUUUAUGAACUUACCCCCGCCGCACAUCAUAUAUUAUCUAUUCCAUGGGUUAGAGUGAAGGGGUAUAACCGAUGCCGUCGCAGCUUAUAAUGACGAAACCUGAUGGAUUCUCCUCGAGAUGAAAUGUAGCGCCGGACAUUUGUUCCGCUAUUUUUAUUGCAGUUCUA
Messenger RNA from Suillus subalutaceus, 1507 nucleotides. Its product is annotated as ligand-effect modulator 3 family. The transcript has 6 exons. Gene Ontology annotation, cellular component: endoplasmic reticulum; Golgi apparatus; plasma membrane. Lineage: Eukaryota; Fungi; Basidiomycota; Agaricomycetes; Boletales; Suillaceae. The record is from RefSeq and is a predicted model, not a curated record. Bases 79 to 1275 code for a protein of 398 amino acids.